This is a messenger RNA of Saprolegnia diclina VS20, 1095 nucleotides long. RefSeq lists its product as hypothetical. The transcript is spliced from 3 exons. The record is from RefSeq and is a predicted model, not a curated record. The coding region runs from base 141 to 1043 and encodes 300 amino acids. NCBI's taxonomy places the organism in Eukaryota, Oomycota, Saprolegniomycetes, Saprolegniales, Saprolegniaceae. Gene Ontology annotation, molecular function: S-adenosylmethionine-dependent methyltransferase activity.
CCAAAAGGCAACUUGAAGCGACGGGAAAUUAACGAGGUGCGCCGCAUGUCGCGUUGCACGUCAAACGCUGGCACCACGGACGUCAAAUUGGGUGAGGUGCUCCGACGUCGACCAGUGCCGAUUUCGCCGCGACCUGCUCCAUGUACAAGCAAUACAUCAAGGCUACUUCGACGCGCUUCGCCCGCCCCGCGUCCUCGAUGGGCUCGCCGGCCACGAGCAUCUACGACCAAGCUCGGCCCGACUACCCGAGCAGCGCGAUGGCACCACUCAAGAAGGUGCUGCACCUCGAGACUGACCCGCGCAAGAAGCCGCUGUAUGAUGUCGUCGACGUUGGCGCGGGCUCGGGCAAGCUCACGCGGGCGCUGCAGCGGUUGCUGCCCGCCCACACGACGCUCGCCGCCGUCGAAGCGUCGGUCGCGAUGCGGUCUGAAUUCCAGACCGCGUUUCCAAGCAUUCCCGUGAUCGAAGGCAGCUCGAGCAGCACGCGCCUCCCGUCCGAGUCGGUCGGCAACAUCACGGUCGGCCAAGCGAUCCAGUGCGCUGCCGAGCGCAACACGCUCGACGAAUUUCACCGGAUCCUCGUACCCAACGGCCGGCUAAGCGUCGUCUGGAACAGCGUCGACCUCUCCGAGACGCCCUUUAUGCACGAAGUCGACAAGAUCCUCAAGUCGUUCAACAUCCUCAAGCCCGAAGAGGCCACGUCCGAGGCGCGUCGACUCCACGACUGCUUUGUCGAGAAGACGCACUUGUUCACUCCGCUCGAGUCGCUUCGCAUUCCGAUCGUGCACACAACGACGGUCGACGCGGUCGUCGAGUACCUCUUGACGCUGAGCGUAGUCGAGAGUCUACCGCACCGCAAGCAAACCGACAUUCGGCUGUCGAUCGGACGCCUCAUCGAGUCGCGGGCCAAGGUCACGUACGACGGCGGCCAGAAAUACGUCGACCUUCCUUGCCUCGUCGAGAUGUUUUGGUGCACAAAGCGGCCGCUCGAGAGUAUGUCGCAGCACAUUGCGCCGCCGACGGCCCGUGUCAUGAGCCAGUAGACGCACCGCCUUUCUAAUCUAUCAACAACUAUCUAAAUACCUUUUGUACGAA